CCGCCGGCAUGACGGGCCGCGUGUGCCGCGGGUGCGGCGGCACCGACAUCGAGCUGGACGCGGCGCGCGGCGAUGCCGUGUGCACCGGCUGCGGCUCGGUGCUCGAGGACAACAUCAUCGUGUCCGAGGUGCAGUUCGUGGAGAACAGCGGCGGCGGCUCGUCGGCCGUGGGCCAGUUCGUGUCCCUGGACGGUGCUGGCAAAGCCCCAACCCUGGGCGGCGGCUUCCACGUGAGCCUGGGAAAGGAGUCGCGAGCACAGACACUGCAGAACGGGAGGCGCCAGAUCCACCACCUGGGGAACCAGCUGCAGCUGAACCAGCACUGCCUGGACACCGCGUUCAACUUCUUCAAGAUGGCCGUGAGCAAGCACCUGACCCGCGGCCGGCGGACGGCGCACGUGGUGGCGGCCUGCCUCUACCUGGUGUGCCGCACGGAGGGCACCCCGCACAUGCUCCUCGACCUCAGCGACCUGCUCCAGGUGAACGUUUACGUGUUGGGCAAGACGUUCCUCCUCCUGGCAAGAGAGCUCUGCAUCAACGCGCCGGCCAUAGACCCCUGCCUGUACAUCCCACGCUUUGCCCACCUGCUGGAGUUCGGUGAGAAGAACCACGAGGUGUCCAUGACGGCCCUGAGGCUGCUGCAGAGGAUGAAGAGAGACUGGAUGCACACGGGCCGCCGGCCCUCGGGGCUCUGUGGGGCAGCACUUCUGGUUGCAGCCAGGAUGCAUGAUUUCCGGAGAACCGUCAAGGAGGUCAUCAGCGUGGUCAAGGUGUGCGAGUCCACUCUGCGCAAGAGGCUCACAGAGUUUGAAGACACGCCCACCAGUCAGCUGACCGUGGACGAGUUUAUGAAGAUUGACCUGGAGGAGGAGUGCGACCCCCCGUCCUACACGGCUGGGCAGAGGAAGCUGCGGCUGAAGCAGCUUGAACAAGUCCUGUCGAAACAGCUGGAGGACGUGGAAGGUGAAAUAACCACCUACCAGGAUGCCAUUGAGAUUGAGCUAGAAAGUAGUCGGCCCAAGGCCAAGGGGGCGCUCGCCAGCCUGACGAAGGACGGUUCCGUCGAGGACUCCACGUCCAGCUUGUUCGGGGAGGAGGACACCGAGGAUGAGGAGCUGGAGGCUGCGGCCAGCCACCUGAACAAGGACUUCUACCGGGAGCUGCUGGGAGGCGGCGUCCCUGGCGGCUCGGAGGCGGCGGGGGGCCCCGAGGAGGGCAGGAGGCCCCCGGCGCUGGAGUCCCUGCUCGGGCCCCUGCCCACGGCGGCCAGCCUGGGCAUCUCGGACUCCAUCCGAGAGUGCAUCGCCUCCCCAAGCCACGAGCCCAAGGACGCCUGCGGGGACGGGGAGCUGGACCUGAGCGGCAUCGACGACCUCGAGAUCGACCGGUACAUCCUGAGCGAGGCGGAGGCCCGAGUGAAGGCUGAGCUGUGGAUGCGGGAGAAUGCGGAGUACCUGCGGGAGCAGAAGGAGAAAGAAGCGAGAAUCGCAAAGGAGAGGGAGCUGGGCGUCUACAAGGAGCACAAGCCCAAGAAGUCCUGCAAGCGCCGGGAGCCGAUCCAGGCCAGCACGGCCGGGGAGGCCAUCGAGAAGAUGCUGGAGCAGAAGAAGAUUUCCAGCAAGAUCAACUACAGCGUGCUGCGGGGCCUGGACGCGGGGGGCGGCUCGCCCGGGGAGGACGGCCCCCCACCCCAGGAGCACGGCCUCCCGCCCGGGGCGGACAUGGACCCCCAGGGGGAGGCCACCCGGCCCCCGGAGCGGACCAGUGCCCGGAGGCUGUCCCGACGGAAGACGCCCUCCAGGAGAAGCCGGCCUGACCCCUCAACUAGCGUGGGCAAGAGGUUGAGGCCGUUGGCAUCGACGCAGCCGGCGAAGAAGGUGGCUCUGGGAGAGGCCUCAAUCCCGAGCGCCCGCUCCCUGGAGGCCGAGCGUGUCAGGCCCGCGGCGGUUGUGGUGGAGAGCGGGCCUGUGUCGUACCACGCGGACGAGGACGCGGAGGAGGAGGACGCGGAGGAGGAGGACGGGGAGCCCUGCGUCAGCGCCCUGCGGAUGAUGGGCGCCAACGAUUACGGCUGUGACGGGGAUGACGACGACGGUUACUGAGGCGAUCUCACAUCUGGCGCGUCCGCUGGUGGCCCUGCCGCUGGCUCCCAAGGGUCUGACGGCCUUGGGCGAGCCCCCCGUGAGCAGCGAGCCUUGGUGAGGAGACGGGUGCCCCGCUGCCCGGCGGCCCUCGUGCACAGCCGCCCGUGACCUUGUGGCCCUCGCUGUCGGGAUCCUGAUCUGAGCAGCGUGAGGAGUGUGUCUGUUUCUCGGCAGAGCUGGGUCUCGUGGCCCAGGAACCCUUGCUCGUGGCUCUGCUGCGUCCUGUGGAGAGAAACUGCGGCUCAGGGAGGCCCAGCCAUGUGUCCAGGCUCGCGGAGGCCCAGCGGGGUCCGGACGCUGCUCUGCCCCGGGGCCGGGAGCCUGCGCCCCUCACCGCUUUGCCACGUCUGGGAGAAGCACUUUGCGUCCAGCUGACGCUCAGCCAGGCCCUCCCUGCUUGCCCGGGCCCAGGGACCCCACAGGCGUGCACCGAGGAGCCCACAGUCUGCCUGGCCCCGCAGGGCGGCGGCACCUCUCGCCAGGCGCACGCGCAGCUGUCCGGCCGCCUCCCUCCCAAGCUGCACCUGGGUCCCUGUCCUUGGCGGCGUGGCCGGCAGAGGCCCUCUGUUGGCAACACUCAGAACUCCUGGGCCAGCCUUGCUGCUGGAAGGCCCAGAGCCCUUGCCCUGGCCUUGGGCGUGGCUGCGCGGGGGCCAUCCAGAAGGGGUCCACGGAGGCUUCCGCUCCUCCAGGCCAGCCUCGGCCGCCCACCCCUCACAGUGGCAGGGCCAUAGCACCCUGCCCCCGGGGGCUCAGCCCCCACCCCGGUGGGCAGGCCUCGUGGCAUCCAGCCCAGAGGGCAUCGCGGCUCACCGGGGAAUGUCGAGGCCCUCGCUGUGCCCCUCGGCCGGGACCCCAGGGCACCUGGCGGGCUGCAGUGGAAGGCUGGCUGGUGAAACACAGAGACGGCUGCUGGAACCGAAGCUCACUGAGCGUGUGGUGUGCGGCUCUGUCGCCCUGGCGGACCGAGCUUAGGUGGGGGUGCUGGGCCUCCAGGCUCCACAGGCACCCGGUUGUCAGCUGGGGAACCGGUGACACGCCCACUGUCACAGGAAGCCCCUGGGCUCCCACAGAGGCUCUCAGAGGGGCCUCGUGGUCGGGGGCCCCACCCCGCACGGGGAGCAGGUGCUUCGCUGGGCUGGAGCCUGGGCGCCUCCGGGUGGGGGAGGCGCUGGCGGCUGUGGGGAGCGCCCGGGCCGCAAGUGCUGUGUUCUAGACACAGAGGUCUGGCUGGACGCUUCCCCGGGAGGUGGACGGGAGGCCAGCCUGCAGGCCCCUGCCCCGGAGCUCCCUUCACAGAGGAGAGGCUGAUGGCCCUGCGGGGCACGAGGUGGAUGGUCAGGCCUGCCUGAAGAGGAGGGCACGAGGUGGAUGGUUAGGCCUGCCUGAAGAGGAGACGCUGCUGAGCCGGGGGCGGGGGAGCGGCCGAGCACGUCUGGGGAGGAGAACACGGGGGGCAGCCGCGGAGGCUGGGCCCUCAGCUGCACCCACUCAGGUUGACAUCAGCAGGGUCUUCUGUGGGCGCUUGCCCGAGCAGGGCACACAACUGGCCACCAGGCUCCACGCGGUGCCGGAGCGGCUAGGGGAGGUGGCCUGCCUCCACCGGGGCCCAGGGCGGCCCAUCCCCGCCGCGUGCCCUGCCCCUCCUCCGGGGUGUCCUGCUCUCCCCAUCAGUCUCACUUUCCCAGCUUGUCCCCCGGCAGCCUGGUGGGGGAGGAGGGCCGGCCGGGAGAGGCCUGCAGGGCCUGCACACCCGCGUUGCACACCUGUGCAUAGACACGCCAGUGCUGCUCUUCCCCGGGGCCACCAUCAGGGCGCCGGGUCCCGGGCUCUGACGAGACCCAGGUCCAACCCCAGCGGGGCUGAGCUCUGGGGCCCGAGGCCUGACGGAGCCUUGGGCACCCUCACAGUGUGUCUGCAGAGGACGUGGCACCUGCUGGCACCUGGCCCACGCCACGCUCCGUGACCGUGUGCCCUUCCUGCCCCUCUGGGCCACGGAGCUGGGACCAUGGGCGCCCUUCCUGGCAGGACUGGAUGGGCCACAGCGUGCCACUCGCUGCCUCGGGCCCCCCAAGAAGGGGGAGCAGGCCCGAGACGCCCCCAGUGCCCACAGGUGGCAGGGAGCCCCAUCCCGAGCCAGCUUGCCUGGGGCCCAGCCUGCACACCUGCCCCCUCCCAGUGGCUCCCCACGCUCUCCUGGCUUCUGCCAUCGUGCCUCCAGACAGGCAGUAGGGCUGGUGGCUGCCUUCUGUCACCACGGCCCCUGCGGGCACUGGGGGGAGUCUCUCUGAGGGAGGGGCAGCUUCUGGGGGGCCCCUGAGAACCAGGGUCAGCCCAGCCUGAGCGCCCACUGUGCCCUGCCCGCUGGCAGCCCCACAAACACUGCUCCCACAGCUCAGCGCUGGGCGAGGUGCAGACCAGCCCUCCCCGUCGUGCCACCUCAGGCCGAUGCCCUCCUUCCAUCCAGCGCUUGCCCUACCCGAACCCCUCUGCUGUCUCCACUCCCUGGCCCUCCAUCUGUUCCUCGCUGGGCUGGAGCGCUGGCCGAGUGAGGGCUGCGAGUCCGGGACCGGGAGAGGGGUCCCUGUCCCUCCUGGGCUGAGGGGGGCCCCAGGAGGGCGAGGGUGUUCCCGGUCCCCAGGUUGGGGCUGCCCUGGGGUCCCCUGAAGGCCCCAGGUCACUGGGGGCUGGACUUGCCCAGCCUGCCUCGAGGGGCCCAGCCCCACGGCCACCUCCCCCCGGCUGCCCUUAGGCUGCCAGGCCAGUGUCCUGCUUCCUCCUUCCAGGCCCCAGGUGGGGUCCAGCACAGACCCUGGGGACACUGCUCCCUGUACAAUAAAGGCUGCCUUUGAAGCCGCGA
This is a messenger RNA of Budorcas taxicolor (takin), 5004 nucleotides long. It is a transcript of the gene BRF1, whose product is annotated as BRF1 RNA polymerase III transcription initiation factor subunit. Gene Ontology annotation, biological process: transcription by RNA polymerase III; transcription preinitiation complex assembly; DNA-templated transcription initiation. Gene Ontology annotation, cellular component: nucleus; transcription factor TFIIIB complex; transcription preinitiation complex. The transcript is spliced from 18 exons. NCBI's taxonomy places the organism in Eukaryota, Metazoa, Chordata, Mammalia, Artiodactyla, Bovidae. The coding region runs from base 9 to 2102 and encodes 697 amino acids. The record is from RefSeq and is a predicted model, not a curated record. Gene Ontology annotation, molecular function: TBP-class protein binding; RNA polymerase III general transcription initiation factor activity; RNA polymerase III type 3 promoter sequence-specific DNA binding.